Messenger RNA from Pyricularia grisea, 1884 nucleotides. RefSeq lists its product as uncharacterized. The coding region runs from base 76 to 630 and encodes 184 amino acids. The transcript has 3 exons. The record is from RefSeq and is a predicted model, not a curated record. Lineage: Eukaryota; Fungi; Ascomycota; Sordariomycetes; Magnaporthales; Pyriculariaceae. Gene Ontology annotation, cellular component: endoplasmic reticulum.
GGAACAUCUUCAACUCUUGCCAUUUUCAUCAAAUAUUUCGGAAAUAGUUUAUAGACAACACCCCAAAAUUACAAUAUGGCAUUCAAAUCCCGCGGCGGCCUAGACAAGGUCUGGCUAGGGUGGUUUAUCAUGCAGAUAGUCGUCAUAGGCUUGAUCGACGCGGUCCCCUUUUACCCCAAAUGGCUCUACGCGUCCCCCGAAAGCCCGCUGUACUUCCUUCAACGCAUCCAUGAUUUCUAUGUCGGCACGUACCGGGACCUGAUCGUCACCGAGUGGCACAAAGCCGUGCCCGUGCGGCCCUGGGUGCGGCUCAACGCCUACAUCGAGGUGGGCUUUCAGCUCCCGACGGCGGUGUACGCGGCGCUGCGCCUGAGAAAGGGCCGUGGGACCUCGGGUGGCGACGAGCUGCUGUUCCUGGUCUACGCUUGUCAGACUUUCUACAGCACCCUGCUCUGCGCCCACGACGUUUACCACUGGGACGAGAAGCUGUACACCAUGGCUGAGAAGCACUUUCUUGUGGGCGGCUUCUACAGUUCUUGGAUGCUUAUUCCGCUUACAAUGUUUGUCGACAUGUACUUGCGUCUUUACGGACGCGUGAGUGCCUCUGAUAUUGCAAAGAAGACAAAGUAAACCUGUUGGCAGAUUUUGCUGCUCCCAAAAUAUUGGUCCAAUAGAAAGAGCUCAGUUCGCAAGAGCUUGUUUAUUAUUCACUCAGUUAAACAGACCAAAAAGGGUCAGAGCCCUUUAAAUUUUGCCUUUCCCGAUUCAGCAAGCAAAUCGUCUAAUCACAAAACGUUGGCAAGUUGGUACUCAUGCAUGUAGGCCAAGACACCAUGACAGUAUAUUGGCUCUGACAUGACCACUGUAACACAAAUGUCAUUGUAGCGAUACCACCCGCUUAGUCUAUCGCCCUCUUGAUUGGAGCCAUACCCCAACCAUUACCAACACCAUUGCUCAGCCCAUGGCCUAACGGAGUUGCUCCACCCAGCGCUCUUCCACGGAGUCUCUGAGGCAGCACGUAGCCCCAGAAAUAGACGCAGGAGCAUGUCAUUCCCGCCAAGAAGGCAGAUAUGGCAUAAAACACAGUGCUAGCAUAGACAUGCCCUCCCAUGCCUUGCCAUUCGACAUGGCCCUCCGUUUUUGGUAGGGCCGGGGUCGGAAACCACCUCACGCUAAAGCUGAGCGGCAGCGGGUCGCCAAUAACGAGACGCCUGGUCUGAGCAGCCGGACCCGUGAUGUGGCUAAGCGGCGAGGUGCUGUAGGCGGCGCCGGAGUCCAGCACUCCGCUGUCGUGCGGGUGGAUAUGGUGCUUGGGCGUGCUGUGCAACAGUACGUUGAGGUGCGUACUGAUGUGCAGGUGCGACAGCUGCAGCGUUCCAGCCAGCGCAAAGACAAGUGGUAUGUACUCCAUCUUGAAGGGCUUCUCGCCCACCGCCUCGACGUGCGGCCACGGCCUGGAUGGCAGGCGGCACGCCAGAGGCGCGUCCGAAUGUAUGUAGAACUCGAGUAGGUGGAAGAAUGGGUCUGUGAUCAUAGGGAUGGUGCAGUUGAGCUCCGUCUCGAUGCCAUAAUUGAACUCGAGGGACUUGCCCGUUUCGUUACAGGUUGGGAAGGGAAUCCAUUGGAGCUCAUGGUUUGGAAGCUCAAUAUGUUCGCCGGUUUCUCUGUCAAGCUUCGAGUCAGCGGGGUCUGCCUGGUGGGUGUACGGAGCAUUUGUUUGGCGUGCUCCGUCUGUGCGUGUACGUGUGUGUGGUUGCAGCCAAGCUUUCCGUCUAGACAGAUAAAUCUAGAUACCCUAGGACUGAUAGACUGGUGACAACGGCUCAUUACAUGUCGCUGCCCACCGAAUCUCAAUCGCACAACGGCCGCUUCUGCAAGAGCACG